Eucalyptus grandis is the source of this 1440-nucleotide messenger RNA. RefSeq lists its product as uncharacterized. The transcript is spliced from 9 exons. Bases 88 to 1194 code for a protein of 368 amino acids. The record is from RefSeq and is a predicted model, not a curated record. Lineage: Eukaryota; Viridiplantae; Streptophyta; Magnoliopsida; Myrtales; Myrtaceae.
UAAAAUAAGUACCCCAAAAAGAAAAAGAAAAAAAAAGGAAAAUCCUGUCGACAGCAAGCGUGCGGGACGCACAGAAAACGACGAGAGAUGCUGGCGGCGGCGAAGGACGCGAGCGCGGCGCCGACCUUCGAUCUCCCCGACGACGUGCUGCGCGUCCUGCCCACCGACCCCUUCGACCAGCUCGACGUGGCCCGGAAGAUCACCUCCCUCGCCCUCUCCGCCCGCGUCUCCGAGCUCGAGUCCGAGUCCUCCGCCCUCCGCGCCGACCUCGCCGCCGCCGACCGCCUCGCCGCCGACCUCCGCUCCCAGAUCGAGUCCCUCGACGCCACCCUCGCCGACGCCGCCGAUCACCUCGCCCGUGCCGACCGCGAGAAGGAGGAGCUGCUGAGAGAGAACGCUUCGCUGUCGGAGACUGUGAAGAAGCUGAACAGAGAUGUCGCGAAGUUGGAGGUAAUCCAGAGGACGCUUAUGCAGUCCCUUCGAGAGGAAAAUGAAAGCUUUGUAAGUGAGUUAGCCCAGAGUAGCUUUCGCAUCCAGCAUCUAAAAUUUGUUUUCUUGUGCCUAAGAUGUUAUGAACCACAGGCAGGAACACCGCAGAUUAUUGCCAGGCCAACACCAAGUGAUGAUGAUGGCUCCCAGACUCUUUCAAGAUCAUCGUCGGCUCAGAGCCGGUUAUCAGAAAUGGGAAACUCAUCAGGAGAUGAUCCUGAAACAGACUCGAGACCAGGGAUAUCAAGUGGCCUGAUAUUCUAUUCGCAAACGAGCAAUCCUCGGCUCACUCCUCUUGGAUCUCCUCUAAGUUUAUCUCUAUCUGUGUCCCCUUCAAGAGUUUCUAACGCAGCAUCUCCAAGAUGGCAGUCCAUGUCAUUUGCAACCCCACUGGACAAGUUUGAUGACAGGUCCUCCACUUGCUCUUCGUUGCCCUCAAUCCGCCAUGGUUCUGUAGCAGGCUCCGAGACAGGAUCUCAAACGGGAAGAACUCGAGUCGAAGGGAAAGAGUUCCUACGGCAAGUGAGGACCCGAUUACCGUAUGAGCAGUUUGCUGCUUUCUUGGCAAAUGUCAAGCAAUUGAAUUCUCGCAAGCAAUCUAAAGAAGAGACUCUGCGGAAUGCUGCUGAGAUCUUUGGUGCAGAUAAUAAGGAUCUCUAUGAUGUAUUCGAGAGAUUAUUGACUCGCCACGCCCACGCCGAUUAACUGCGUCAACCAGCAAACAAAUGCCUUAAUGAUGCAGUACUGCCCGUAAAAAUAAUUCUCAUCACUUUCAUUGUACAUGUUGAAUAAAUUUAAAUUCGUCAUGCUCGGAGACAAGGUUUCGGUUCUUGCAAUGACAUUGGUUUGGAUUCAACCAAACGUCCUCAUCUGGUGUGAAGUGUGCUUUUGUCUGUGGUCUUGGAAAUUGACUGCCGUUAAAGAUGGUGCACUUCAAUGUUUUUUUUUUUU